CCGCAUUUUUGCACGUGCUUUUACUGUGUAAAACACGUGUUAGUUCUUAUCAGUUUCAUUGAGAUUCCCACAUGGCAUUGUGAAGAAAGAUUGUGUUUCGCUUUCGAUAUUUUCGAUUUUCGUGCAAUCUUUGGUAAACUACAGUCUUUUUACUAUUUGUAUUAUGAGUUUAUCUGCAACGAUGAAGCAUAUUAAUAAAGAAUUUGAAACUAACGUAGUUUGAAGACUUUACAGUAAAAAGACUGCAUCCUUUACCACAGGAUGAGCACAGAAACAGUAAUACGUAAAAUGGAAAAGGUUCAAGGCAAACCUUUUAUCGAAACUGGAGAAGAUGUAAUAAACGCUGACGGUCAAGGCAACCUACCAUUUAUUAUUGAUGAUUCAGUUACAACACAAUCACCAGAGGACGUAAGGCCAAAACGGGUGAGAAAGUUAACGUCUGGUGGACAGGAACUGUACGAAAAAGACGUAGGAAAAUACACUGCGGAGCUAAUCCACUACAGAAAGAACUUAGAUAUUUUAAACAAAAGUUACUACUCAGGAGAACUAGAAAUAUCCGAUGUUAAACUAUUGCCAGACAGAAUAAGAUCGGAACUGUCAAAAUAUCAACAAAUUUCAGAAAAAUUCAUCGGCUUUCUGAACAGAUACAGAACUAAAGAGAGCGCCCGGGAAGAGGCAACACAAAAACUAAUCUAUAAAAGUAUCAUUACAAAGGCUAAAACCAUGUUAAAUGAGAUCGAAAUUAAAUUGAAGCAGUCACAAUCCGUCAAAUCUAUCGCUACUGGUAGACAAUCUAAAUCCUCUAGAUCCUCCUCCGCAAGUUCAAUACUAAUUAAACAAAGAGCAAAAAUGGAUGCCGCUAAGACAAAUCUACGCUUUGUUAGUCAAGAGGCAGAACUUGAAAGAUUACAAUUCGAGCUUGAAGAGGAAGAACUUAAAACAAAAGCAGAACUAUUAAAGAAAAAAGUCGAAGCAAAGUUGAAAAUGAAUAUUUUAAAAUCAGAAAAAGAAGUUGCAAUUGCUGAAGCUGAGUUUAAUGCCGUCCGUGAAGAGAUGGAGAUGGAGGGAUCACGUUCUAGUGGAAGAUCUAUGGCAUCAGUUGUCGAUCCUCGUCAGCACGUCGAGAGAUAUCUUCAGGAACAAAGGGAACUAAUGAAAUCCGGAUAUACAAACCCUCAACAAAUGCACCCUCCAGAGCUCAACAUUCACGCCACACCUUUUGAACCAAAGACCGAAGAUAUUAGACAAACAAAUUAUGAAAUUAACAACGUUUCCGUGGCAAACGAACUCUCAAAGUUCUUAUUAAAGAAGGAUUUGUUAAUGUCUCGUUUUAUGAAAUUUAACGACCAAGCAGAGUCUUAUCACGUUUGGAAAGCUUCGUUUUCCAAUAUAACUGAAGAACUUAGCGUCAACGCGCGAGAAGAACUUGAUUUAUUGAUGAAAUGGCUUGGGCCAGAAUCCUCAAAACAUGCAGAAAGUCUGAGGAUAGCCAAUGCAAAAGACCCAGUAAAAUGUCUAAAGCGAGUAUGGGAGAGACUUGAAGAGAGAUAUGGCGGACCAGAAAUGGUUGAAACGAAUGUAAAAUCAAAAAUUGAACAAAUUUCCAAUAAUUACCAACAAAGAUCACAAGAAGUUAUAUGAACUUAGCGACAUUUUAACAGAAAUUGAAUCCCUGAAGGAGGACGAAAGAUACGCACAGUUAUUGUCUUACUUUGAUACUUCGUUAGGCGUUAACACCGUGAUAACUAAAUUACCGUAUGGGAUUCAGAACAAAUGGAUCGAUAGAGCCAUGCGAUAUAAGCAAAACCAUAACGUACUGUAUCCGCCAUUUCCGUUUUUCGUCAGUUUCAUCAGAGAAAUGUGCAAACAAUUCAAUGACCCAGGCUUUGCCUUUAAAGAAGACACAAAACCUCAACAAACAAAAUCGUAUCCUAACAACAAUAGAUAUAACAACAAAGUCACAGCUAGAAAGACAGAUGUAUCACAAGAAAAAACAUUUAAAACUACUGGUGCGACUGAUAAACUUACAGAAUGUCCUAUUCACCAUUCAAAACACUCUUUGAACAACUGUAGAGGAUUCAGACAAAAAAGUAUGAAUGACCGAAAGAAAAUUCUCCGUGAAAAUAGCAUCUGUUAUAAAUGUUGCGAGUCAGCAACGCACAUAUCUCGAGAUUGCAAGGAGUCCGUCACAUGCAAAGAUUGCGGAAGUAACCGUCAUUCUUCAGCUAUGCAUAUAGAUAGAUAUGAUAAAACAACAAGAGAAAUAGAACCCGUGUCCUCUCAUGGCGGGGAGGAACCAUUGAUUCAAACAGUAGAAACGAAGUGUACGGCAAUUUGCGGAGAAGGAUUUUCUGGAAAAUCAUGCUCAAAGGUGGUACUUGUCAAAGUUUAUAAGAAAGACGAACCUGAGAAAUACAUAAAUCUUUAUGCUUUGAUGGACGAUCAAAGUAAUCGUACGCUAGGCCGUACAGAGCUAUUCGAUGCACUGAAUAUAGACUCAGCUGUUCAACCUUACACUUUAUCGUCCUGUGCAGGAAGUGUCCAGAAACAAGGCCGUCUUGCUAGCGGGUUAGUAGUAGAACCUAUAGACGGGCGAGUAAGAAUGGAUUUACCUACUGUAAUUGAAUGCAACGACAUUCCAGAAACAAGAGAAGAAAUUCCAGUGCCAGAAAUCACAAAAUAUUACGAACACUUGAAGCGUAUUACAUUACCGCCUAUAGAUCCUGAGGCACAUAUUCUCUUAUUGAUCGGCAGAGACUUGGCCGAUGCACACCACGUCUAUGAGCAAAAAACAGGAGCUCAAAACACGCCAUUUGCACAACGACUCAGUUUGGGAUGGGUCAUUAUCGGUGAAGUAUGCUUAGGCCAAACGCACAAACCUAAUUCGAAAGUAAACGUGUGUAAAACAAACAUUCUAAACAAUGGGAGGCCGACAUCCUUUGAAGUAUGUAAAAACGUCUUUAACAUUAAAGAAACUGUCAACACACGCAAUCACCAAGAUACCGUGGAAGAUCAGAUUUUCCACAGAACAAAGGACGAUAAUAAGAUUGGCAUGUCCGUAGAAGACCAUAUAUUUAUAGACAUCAUGGACAAAGAAUUUGUCAAAAGUGAAACAGGCAAUUGGAGUGCUCCUCUACCGUUCCGGAAGAAUAGACCUCGAUUACCUGACAACAGAUCUUAAGCAUUAAGAAGGGCUAGAAUGCUCGAUCAAUCUCUUCAGAAAAGUACGAGUAAGCGUCAGCAUUUCGUAGAAUUCAUGGGCAACAUGUUUCGUAAUGGUCAUGCCGAAGAAGCUCCAACCUUAGAACAAAACGAGGAAUGUUGGUAUCUGCCUUUAUUUGGAGUGUACCACCCUAAGAAAAAAGAUAAGAUAAGAGUUGUUUUCGAUUCUUCGGCUAAACAGGAUGGCAUAUCCUUAAAUAAUGUUCUACUCUCUGGACCGGAUUUUACAAAUAGUUUGGUUGGAGUAUUGCUCAGAUUCAGAAAAGAGAGAAUCGCUGUAAUGGCCGACAUAGAGCAAAUGUUUUACUGUUUUAAGGUAAACAGUUCACACCGUAACUAUUUACGAUUCUUUUGGUACAAGAACAACAUUCCUGGAGAGCAACUUAUCGAAUACAGAAUGUGUGUUCACGUCUUUGGAAACACACCGUCUCCAGCAAUUGCCACCUACGGUCUACGGAAGUGUGUUGAAAAAGAACCAACAGAGAACGAUGUCAAAGAAUACGUAAAUAGGAACUUUUAUGUGGAUGACGGACUCGUUAAUUUCACGAAUGAGGAAGAAGCUGUCAGUGUCCUUAAGAGGACUCAACAAUCUCUACUUGAAAACGGAAAAUUGAAACUUCAUAAAAUUGCAUCGAACAGUGAAAAAGUAAUGAACGCCUUCAGUCCAGAUGAGUUGGCUAAAGAGCUGAAAACCUUAGAUCUAAACAAAGAUGAGCUACCUAUUCAACACAGUCUUGGAAUGAGUUGGGACUUGCAACAGGACUCGUUUACUUACAAAUUAUCAAAUGAAGAGAAACCUAUAACACGUAGAGGUGUGUUAUCAUCAAUAAAUAGCUUGUUCGACCCAUUAGGGUUUAUCUCCCCUGUCAUUCUACAAGGUAGAAUUCUUAUGAGAGACAUCAUUGCCGAAACAACUGACUGGGACUUACCACUAUCUAAUGAUAUUCAGCAAAAAUGGAUCGAAUGGAGAGACUCUUUAAGGCCAAUAGAACAAUUUUCGAUACGAAGAACAUUUGUAGAAUCGUCAUUCUGUUCAAGCUUGGACAAACAGUUACAUAUUUUCUCGGACGCCUCAGAACAGGCAAUAGCAAGUGUAGCUUUUUUGAGAACAUCUGACGCAGAGUUUUCUAUCAACACCGGUUUCGUAUUUGGGAAAUGCAAAGUGGCGCCCAAACAUGGCCAUACAAUACCACGAUUAGAACUAUGUGCCGCAGUUAUGGCUGUUGAAAUAGGAGAAAUAAUCUGUGAACAUCUAGAUAUGAACUCGGCUGAGAUAAAGUACUAUACAGAUAGUAAGGUAGUGUUAGGUUACAUUAACAACCAGGUUAGACGUUUUCAAGUCUAUGUUGCAAACCGAGUUGGUAAAAUUAGGAAAGCUUCAAAACCGGAACAAUGGACAUAUGUGAAUACUGAUCAUAAUCCGGCCGAUAUUGGAACAAGACUUAUAUUCGCGGAUCAGCUACAAACUAGUUCUUGGCUAACAGGACCCGAAUUUUUACAGGAAUCUGACACGCUUAGUCAAAGAAUAGCUACUUCAUUUCCUCUCAUAAAUCCUAACACUGACAAAGAAUUGAAAACAGAAAUACAAGUCAUCAAAUCUGUCUUAAAAUGUGACAACCUUGGGUCACAAAGAUUCAACCGAUUCUCCAAUUGGUGGAAAUUAGUUCGUACCAUUUCACGCUUACAGCGACUUGCUAGUAGUUACUCACACAACAAAUUAAAGGACAAUUUGGAGUCAAACGAGCUUGAAGCUCAUCGAAAAGCUGAAAUUUUUAUCAUCAAAGAAGUUCAAAAGGAGGACUUUGGUAGAGAAAUCGAGUGUCUCAGAAAUAAAAGACCUCUGCCUAAUAACAGUUCCGUUUUAUCUUUGAGUCCCGUCUUGGACGAAAAUGGAAUUUUGAGAGUAGGUGGAAGACUUCGUAAUGCUAAAAUCACAUCAAAAGAAAAAACACCGAUCCUUAUUUCUGGAAAACAUCAUAUUGCUACUUUGAUUGUCCGUCACUACCAUAACGAUGUACAACAUCAAGGGAGACAUCUUACUGAAGGUACUAUUCGAUCUGCUGGGUGGUGGAUUACAGGCUGCAAACGACUGGUCUCAUCUAUAAUUUUUAAAUGCGUAAAAUGUCGACGACUUCGAGGUUCGUUGAGUGAACAGAAAAUGGCCGAUUUACCAGACGUAAGAUUAUCGCCAUGCGCACCGUUCAGUUUUGUUGGUGUAGAUGUAUUUGGACCAUGGAACAUAGUAACAAGACGCACUAGAGGAGGCGUAGCAAAUUCCAAAAGAUGGGCAGUGCUAUUUACAUGCUUGGCAUCUAGAGCUGUCCAUAUAGAGGUGAUAGAAGAAAUGAGCUCCUCUUCUUUCAUCAACGCUCUACGCAGAUUCUAUGCACUUCGAGGAAAAGUGCAAGAGUUCCGUUCCGAUAGAGGUUCAAACUUCGUUGGAUGUACCGACACCCUGCAAAUCGAUGCUUUAAACGUUGAAGAUGGCGAAGUAAGAACACUUCUCAACAAGAAUAGAACAAUAUGGAGGUUUAAUACACCUCACUCUUCUCACAUGGGUGGUUCAUGGGAGCGAAUGAUUGGGAUAGCUCGUAAAAUUCUAAAUAACAUGCUUUUUGACGUGAGAUACAAGAAUUUGACUCAUGAAGUUUUAACAACAUUUAUGGCAGAGGUAACAGCCAUUAUGAACGCCCGACCGAUUGUACCAGUCUCCACUGAUUCUGACAAUCCUACAAUUCUGACACCUUCUCUUUUAUUAACUCAGAAAACAUCUGAUCAGGAAGAUAGCUUUGAAAAUAUUACAUCAACUGCAUGUAUGUACCAAUCACAAUGGAAAUAUGUUCAGACAUUAGCUGAGAUAUUUUGGAAACGUUGGAGUAGGGAAUAUCUGCAAACACUACAAAAGAGACAAAAGUGGAAAAAGGAAGUGACAAAUUUGAAACAAGGAGACAUUAUUAUUAUGCGAGAAAAAGACAUGGUUAGGUCCGAAUGGCCAAUUGGAACAAUAUUAAGAACAUUCGCCAGCGAGAAUGACAAUCUUAUAAGGAAAAUAGAAGUGAGAGUUAUUAAACAAGGAAAACCAGUUAUCUAUGUCCGUCCGAUAACAGAGAUUGUGAAACUUUUGUCUGAGUGAUAAUAUUGAACAAUAUUUGAACUGUUGAUAUGUACAUUGACUUUAUUAGUUAAACAUUUUAGAUAGUAGUUACAGUAAUGUACCUUAGAUUUAAGUAGUUUAGUAAAUUUUCUUUUUGAGAUUUUUGUUAACGAAGUUAUUUAGCUAAGACUUGAAGUCUUAAGUAUUUUUGUUAAAACCUAGGGUGAUAUUGUUAUAUCAGACGGGGAGUGUCAUGUUAUCAGAACAUUUUAUUAAUAUACUGAUUUUUAAUUCAAAUUUCCCGCAUUUUUGCACGUGCUUUUACUGUGUAAAACACGUGUUAGUUCUUAUCAGUUUCAUUGAGAUUCCCACAUGGCAUUGUGAAGAAAGAUUGUGUUUCGCUUUCGAUAUUUUCGAUUUUCGUGCAAUCUUUGGUAAACUACAGUGUAAGUUAAUUUUUAUUUUAUUUCAUUUUAUAACUUUAAGUAAAUAUUUCAUAUUUUUAAUAAGUUUAAGCAAUUAAUUAUCUACGUUUUCUUUGUUUGAACUGCCGAUUAACGUGCACACAGGUCACGUUUGUUUACAUCAGUAUUUUGUAUGUUUUGCACUAUGUACACCGUUUAUUUUAGAAUAAUUAAUUAUCUUAACGUUAAAGAUAAAAUAUUAUUCUUGCAAUUGUAUUUUUCUUAUUUAAAAUAAGCUAAUUAACUUUUUAGUAGUACAGAGUUGCUAUCGGGUAAAAAAUCUAUGGAACGCCAUUCGUGCCAUCUUUACACCUGUAUUUCUAUUUUUAUAAUGUUUCACUUUAUGGAAUGCAAUUAAUGCCAAAGUUGUUUUACGUUAAUUUCGCUAUAUAGUUCAUGUUUGUUUAUGUUUUGAACUUAUAAUUAUUCAAAGGAUUUUUUAUACUUAAAAAAAUAAAUGUAUGGAGGUCAAUGAGUGUCAUUUGACAAUUGUUUAUUUUCUUGUAAUUUUUUGGUAAAUUACGGCAUUUGAGUUUAUGAUUUUUAUUUUUUCUAUUUGUAGCUUUUUACUAUUUGUAUUAUGAGUUUAUCUGCAACGAUGAAGCAUAUUAAUAAAGAAUUUGAAACUAA
Messenger RNA from Mytilus trossulus (common blue mussel), 7410 nucleotides. RefSeq lists its product as uncharacterized. The coding region runs from base 3200 to 6355 and encodes 1051 amino acids. Lineage: Eukaryota; Metazoa; Mollusca; Bivalvia; Mytilida; Mytilidae. The transcript is spliced from 2 exons. Gene Ontology annotation, biological process: DNA integration. Gene Ontology annotation, molecular function: nucleic acid binding. The record is from RefSeq and is a predicted model, not a curated record.